CCAACCAAGACCUGACCAGCUGGGACCAUGGGGUGCUGUCCCACGGACUGUUUCACCUGCUGCGGCGGCUGCCAACAAGACCAGUCCGGGGAAUGCUGUGAGAUGUGCUGCUGCCAACCCAGCUGCUGCGGCUGCUGCGGGUCCAGUUGCUGUGGCGGCUCUGGUUGUGGAGGAGGUUGCGGUGGCGGCGGCUGUGGAGGAGGUUGCGGUGGCGGCGGCUGCGGAGGAGGAGGCUGCUGUGGUUCUGGCUGCGGCGGGGGGUGCGGCACAGGUUGCUGUGGGUGCUGUGCUGGUUGCUGUGGGUGCUGCUGUGGGCCGGUUUGUUGCCAGCCAACACCUGUGUGUGACACGAAAUGAAGACAUCUGGAGGGAGUCCAGAGAUCACAUUUUCACUUGAAGAACCGGGAUGGAGAGA
Dromiciops gliroides (monito del monte) is the source of this 415-nucleotide messenger RNA. Its product is annotated as keratin-associated protein 17-1. The record is from RefSeq and is a predicted model, not a curated record. The coding region runs from base 28 to 357 and encodes 109 amino acids. The transcript has a single exon. NCBI's taxonomy places the organism in Eukaryota, Metazoa, Chordata, Mammalia, Microbiotheria, Microbiotheriidae.